Messenger RNA from Cucumis sativus (cucumber), 2278 nucleotides. Its product is annotated as F-box/kelch-repeat protein At3g27150. Gene Ontology annotation, molecular function: protein binding. The transcript is spliced from 2 exons. Gene Ontology annotation, cellular component: cytosol. The record is from RefSeq and is a predicted model, not a curated record. Lineage: Eukaryota; Viridiplantae; Streptophyta; Magnoliopsida; Cucurbitales; Cucurbitaceae. Bases 621 to 1889 code for a protein of 422 amino acids.
UUUCUCCUCGGUUCUCUCUCUUAUCAAAUAUAGUGAACAACAAACAACCAAUCAAAACCAGAAUCUCCCCUUUUUCUCUCUCCCAAAAUCUCAAACCCAAUAUCAUAUUGUUUUUCCAAUGGAGUGGAGUUCUAGAGGUGUCCAAACUUCGUCCAUCGCAUUUUUCCGUUUCAAUUAGUGCCUAAUUUUUAAUUAAUAAUUUUGCUUUUUUCAACUUUUUCUUUGAACCCAAAAACAAUUCAAUCUCUCUCUCUCACUUCCUUCCUUCCUAAAAGUAGGCUUUGAAAUUGUAUUUUGUAUUUGCCCUUCAACUCUUAUGUGUGCUCUUCGAGUUCUAUACUGUUCCUCUACAACCAUUAUUAGUACCACCUUCACCUGCUCUCUUCCCUCUCAUUCUUCUCUUUGCUUUAAUGGCCUCCUCUUUCCCUUCAUUUUCAUCUCUCUUUACACCUUUUCUUCUUAUUUUUUUUCUUCUUCUCCUUCUUCUUCUUCCCCCACUUCCAUUCUCAAUCCCUACCACCUCUCACGCUUCGCUUCUUUGAUUUUCAUCUUCGUUUUAAGAUACCCUUUUGCCCAUUUCUUCACGGAUUUCGUUUUGCUUGACUUUUCUGUGUUGAUCGAUGCAUAAGGAUAAAGGUUUAAAAGCUAAAGAAGGAAAAGGAAAGUUGUGUAGGUGUAAUGGUUUAAGGAAGAAUAAAGAUAUGAUGUUUCGGGAUUUAGUUCCCCGUAGUUCCCCACCACGAUUCAUCAGGGACUGUGGUGUUGGUGAAUCCUCGGGUUUGAAACCUCAGGAUGCAGAUUAUUCUAUUCCUUUAUUUGGUGAUGAGUUGGAGCUUUCAAUCUUGGCUAGGUUUCCUCAAUCCGAACAAUGGAAGUUGUCUUGUGUGAGCAAGAGAUAUUUAACUCUUGUAAGGAGUGGUGAACUGUAUAGGAUUAGGAAAGAAAUCGGAUACCAAGAGUCAUCUGUUUUCAUGUUAGCAAGUGGGGAGAGCAGCUGGAUGAUGUUUGAUCGGACUUUUCAGUCGUGUCGUAGGCUUCCUGUCCUACCAUCGGAUACUUGCUUCUUGGAUGCAGAUAAGGAAUCACUUUGUGCAGGCACAGAUCUUUUUGUUACUGGUCGAGAACUUACAGGAGGUGCCAUUUGGAGGUAUCAGCUGGUUGAGAACAAAUGGAUCAAAGGUCCUUCUAUGAUCAGUCCAAGGUGUUUAUUUGCAUCUGCCUCCUGUGGUUCUGAUGCAUUUGUUGCAGGAGGGAUUGCUCUAGAGUUCAGCACGGAAGGUGCUUUCGGUAUGGGGAUGGAAUAUGGACAAACUGUCUUGAACACUGUAGAAAAGUAUAGCCCUGAAAGCUCAUCAUGGGAGCCUCUCCCAAACAUGCACCGGCCGAGGAAAAAGUGCUCGGGCUGCUUCAUGGAUAAUAAGUUCUACGUCAUCGGAGGAAGAGACAAAGAUGGAAACCAUCUCACUUGUGGCGAAGUCUUUGACAAGGAGAAAAACUUGUGGGAUUUGAUUGAAAAUAUGCUGGAAGACACCCCAAUUUCAACUUCUCAAUCGCCUCCUCUUGUUGCAGUCGUGAACAAUGAGCUCUACUCGCUCGAACCAGCUUCAAAUGAGUUGAAGGUGUAUUUGAAAGAGAGAAAUGAGUGGAAGAACUUGGGUCCAGUUCCAGUCCAUGCUGUUGUAAACAAAGGUUGGGGAGUUGCAUUCAAGUCACUGGGGAGUGAACUUCUGGUGAUUGGUGCAUCGGUAGAAUCAUCCACAAACAAUUCCAUGAGCAUAUACACAUGCACCCCAGAUCCAAGGGCUGAUCGAUUGCAGUGGAGGCGUCUUGAUGGCGGCACAAACCAUCUCAGUCCAUUCAUUCUCAAUUGUUGUGUCAUGGUUGCUUGAGUAAGCCUUCAUCAAAUCAUGUUGGGUGCCUACGGUUUUGGAAUAAAUAAAACGAAUACCUUAUUCGGUACUCGCACUUGUCAUUGUCUUCGAGUUAAGUGGCUAUUUUAGAUUUAUGUCUAGGUAAUCUACAAGAUAGACUUGUUGAAUUUAUCUUUUAUGAUCUUUCAGUGGUCUCCAUGAUUUCAUCUGUUUGUUCCAUCUUUCAACCCCCAACCCCUUAAAAAAGUACAAAAGAACACGAUAGGAAGUAAAACUCAAACUUUAUGGCUGAGACGUUAUCUUCUGCAGUAUUUGGUUUGUCAUCUUACGAUAUUGUCUAGAACGAGGGUGCUUCAUUGUAGGCUUCUAAUUGUGUGUACGAAUAUGAAAUUUUUCUCAUUGUGCAA